GAAGAAAACCCGGGGUCGAACAUGCAUUGAUUGGUUAUUUCAAGCAGGGAAGUUUGCCGGCGUGGUAGGAGAUCUCACACACAUCGGUGUCUCCCUGUACGCUCCUGUUAACCUUCCCGCUUCUGCGCAGCUCGACCCGGCGAAAGCUGUCCAGCCUGCCUGCCCCCCCUGUGUGUGUGUGUGUGUGUGUGCGCGCGCGCGCGUGUGUGUGUGUGUAGCCCUCUGGGAGCAGCAUGUCUGAUUACAGCUCUCUGCCAUCAAAUGGAGUCGGAGCAGGAAUGAAAAACGACGCUUUCGCAGAUGCCGUUCAGCGAGCCAGACAGAUUGCAGCUAAAAUUGGUGGUGACGGUGUGCCCCCGACAACAAACAACGGAGGAGCUGAGAGCUACCCAUUCACAUCACAGAAACGAUCCCUGGAAGAAGGAGAUGAACCCGAUGCCAAGAAGGUAGCGUCACAGAGUGAAAGAGAUUCUGCAAUGUCUAUUGGAGCUCAGCUAGCUGCUCUGUCCCAGCAAAGUGUAAGGCCCUCCACAAUGACAGAAGAGUGCAGAGUGCCUGAUAGCAUGGUUGGGCUCAUCAUUGGGCGAGGAGGCGAACAGAUUAACAAAAUUCAGCAAGAAUCUGGCUGCAAAGUCCAAAUUGCACACGACAGUGUUGGUCUGCCAGAAAGAAGCAUUUCCCUCACAGGAUCACCCGAUGCCAUACAGAGAGCCAGGGCGCUUCUAGAUGACAUUGUGUCCAGAGGUCACGAGUCAACCAACGGUCAGUCAAGUUCCAUGCAAGAGAUGAUAAUCCCUGCUGGAAAGGCUGGCCUUAUUAUCGGCAAAGGAGGAGAGACUAUCAAACAGCUGCAGGAGCGAGCUGGAGUCAAAAUGAUUCUUAUCCAAGAUGCGUCGCAGCCACCCAACAUAGAUAAACCUCUUCGUAUCAUUGGAGACCCAUACAAAGUCCAGCAAGCUAAGGAGAUGGUUAAUGAGAUCCUACGGGAGAGGGAUCAUCAGGGUUUUGGAGAGAGGAACGAAUAUGGAUCAAGGAUGGGAGGAGGGGGCAUAGAAAUAGCUGUCCCGCGGCACUCUGUGGGAGUUGUGAUUGGUCGCAGUGGAGAGAUGAUCAAGAAGAUCCAGAGUGAUGCUGGCGUGAAAAUACAGUUUAAACCAGAUGAUGGUACAGGUCCUGAAAAGAUUGCUCAUAUUAUGGGUCCACCAGACCAGUGUCAGCACGCUGCCUCGAUCAUCACUGACCUGCUACAGAGCAUCCGUGCCAGAGAGGAGGGUGGGCAAGGGGGUCCACCGGGUCCUGGUGCUGGUAUGCCACCUGGUGGCCGAGGGCAGGGUAGAGGCCAAGGGAACUGGGGUCCACCAGGAGGUGAGAUGACUUUCUCCAUCCCUGCUCACAAAUGUGGGCUUGUUAUUGGCAGAGGAGGAGAGAAUGUCAAGUCCAUCAACCAGCAAACUGGUGCAUUUGUGGAGAUAUCUCGUCAGCCACCUCCAAACGGUGACCCGAAUUUCAAACUGUUCACCAUCAGAGGGUCUCCACAACAGAUUGAUCAUGCAAAGCAGCUUAUAGAAGAGAAGAUUGAGGCUCCAUUGUGUCCUGUGGGUGGUGGUCCUGGUCCAGGAGGGCCACCUGGUCCAAUGGGUCCCUAUAAUCCGAACCCUUAUAAUGCAGGGCCUCCUGGUGGAGCUCCUCAUGGAGCUGCACCAGGUGGUCCCCAGUAUUCUCAGGGUUGGGGAAAUGCCUAUCAGCAGUGGCAAGCCCCAAAUCCAUAUGACCCCAAUAAGGCUGCAGCAGACCCAAAUGCAGCAUGGGCAGCCUACUAUGCACAAUAUUACGGGCAGCAGCCAGGGGGCACAAUGCCAGCUCAGAAUCCAGGAGCUCCUGCAGCAGCAGCAGCGGCACCAGGAGCACCAGGGGACCAGAGCCAGGCAGCCCAGACUGCUGGGGGUCAGCCAGACUACACUAAGGCUUGGGAAGAGUAUUAUAAGAAGAUGGGCAUGACUCAGCCAGCAGGAGGGGCAGCAGCUGCUCCAGGCACAGCAGCAGCCCCCACAGCAGCUGCAGCAGGAGGAGCUGCACCUGGUGGCCAGCAGGACUACAGUGCAGCCUGGGCUGAGUACUACAGACAGCAAGCUGCCUACUUUGGACAGACAGGCCAGGCUCCUGGACAGGCAGCUGCUCCACAGCAGGGACAACAGGCCCAGUAAACGUGUGACUUGUUCUGUUGGGCGGAUGUGUUGAAUCUGCGGGCUUGUUUUUUUUUUUUUUGUUUGUUUUUUUAAUUCACAGUUUUUUUUGGCUCUAAUAGGACAAUAAGCCUGUGGUUAACUCAUCCUCUCAGACAUUUUGUAUUCAAACCUUCCUGUUUGUUUGUUUAAUUUUUCUUUUUUUAAAUGAAAUUCAAAAGGGAAUGUGUUUUGCAGAUGUAUUGAAAAAAAGCACUAACUUACCCCUUCACCUCACCUUCACCUUGUAAUACGUCAGAUGGUUUGGAGUUUUUUUUCUUAAAUGUGAAAUAAUAAGCAUCUUUGCUUGCAAGCUAGCACAACAGCAUCUCAACAAUGACUCACAUGUCAGUAGUUUUCCCCUUCUGUUUGCUGAAGGUAAAAACUGUCUAGCAGUAUUUUGAAUAUAUUCAAAAAAUUAUGUUUGUAUGGCAGAAGUUGUUGGUCUUGUUUUUUUUUCUUCUUCUUCUUCUUGUUCUUGGUACUUUUUUAAACUUCAGUUUUUUACAAAAAAAGAUUCCAGUGUUUAAGUUGCAGGUGAACUUCUCCCUGCUGUCAUAAUUUCUUAUUUUUAAUUACAUUCUUUGUGAUUUUCCUCAAGGGGCGAGUCUUGUGUGUCUGUAUACAGUGUAUGCUACUGAACAGAAGACUGUGUGUAAGUUGGCUGUAAUAAGGCACUAACUGUCCUGCAGUUAUGUAGGCUGGUUGUUUGUGCACGUAUGUGUUUGUGUGCUUGACUGCCCUUGGUUUCAUUUCUACAUCUUUACAAUGAAAAGAAUAGUCUCUUUUCCAGUAAGUUCUCUUAUUGUAUGCUGAUUUUUUUUUUCUUUUCGUUUGUUGUGUUUUUUACAGCUUGUUUUUAAAUACUUAAAUAAAAACAUUCAAUUACCAGAG
Molecule: messenger RNA, 3116 nt
Organism: Pelmatolapia mariae (spotted tilapia)
Lineage: Eukaryota; Metazoa; Chordata; Actinopteri; Cichliformes; Cichlidae
Gene: khsrp
Product: KH-type splicing regulatory protein
Exons: 18
Coding region: 234-2204 (656 amino acids)
Biological process (GO): regulation of DNA-templated transcription
Cellular component (GO): cytoplasm; nucleus
Molecular function (GO): mRNA binding
Source: RefSeq, a predicted model, not a curated record